Messenger RNA from Oryza sativa Japonica Group (Japanese rice), 2022 nucleotides. RefSeq lists its product as uncharacterized. Gene Ontology annotation, cellular component: cytoplasm. Lineage: Eukaryota; Viridiplantae; Streptophyta; Magnoliopsida; Poales; Poaceae. Gene Ontology annotation, molecular function: deoxynucleoside kinase activity. The record is from RefSeq and is a predicted model, not a curated record.
AAAAAUCCCGUGGACCGCUCGUGCACCGCUUCCCCUUCCUCCCCUUCCUUCUCCUCACUUUUCGCGGCAACCUCAGUGAAGUCAGCGAGGUGAUAGCGCCAGCAAAACCCUGAACCCCUCCAACCACCGCAGCCGCAAUUCCGCCGCCGCCGCAGCCACGUUGGCCGGCGGCCUACUGGGGGUGCUGGAGGCGCGAUUGAUGAGCCCUGCAGCCGACGCCGCGGGCAGCGAUGCACAGGCUCGUACCCCGCGCCGCCGCCUCCUUCCUCGGCGCCCCGCCGCUGCUCACCACCCAGGCGGGCCCGCUUCUCGCCGCGCGUUCGGGCCCACCAAACCCUAGCCGCCUCCGCCUCCGCCUCUCCCCGUGGCGGCUGCUGCGCUCGAGGAGGGGGCUCUCCUGCUCCGCCGAUGCGGCGAAGAGGUGCGGGGAUGAUGAUGCCGAGGAGGAUGGCGAGCAGAGCGUCGCCGGGGGAGGUGGGAGCCGUCCGGUGGUGGAUAGGAGGCAGAGAAGUCGGGGCGAUGCGGCGAUGGGGAGCGGCGAGCUGCUCGCGAUUCCUGGAGUCGGGCCGCGCAACCUGAGGAAGCUCGUGGACAAGGGAUUCGAUGGCGUGGCACAGCUCAAGCAGCUGUACAGGGAUAAGUUCUUUGGCAAGUCCAAUGAGAAAAUGGUUGAGUUCUUGCAAAGUUCUGUUGGCAUCAUACACAAGAAUCAUGCUGAGAGUAUAACUUUGUUCAUUAAAGAAAGUGUUGAUGAAGAGCUGAAAGGAACUGACUCACCAAAUGUUUCCAAAAAUAAGAGGCUGACCUUUUGUGUGGAAGGGAACAUCAGUGUCGGAAAAACUACAUUCCUUCAAAGAAUUGCCAAUGAGACCAUCGAAUUACGUGACCUUGUAGAGAUAGUGCCUGAACCUAUUGCUAAAUGGCAAGAUGUUGGCCCUGAUCACUUCAACAUACUUGAUGCUUUCUAUGCUGAGCCACAGAGGUAUGCAUACACUUUCCAGAAUUAUGUGUUUGUUACAAGGGUCAUGCAAGAGAAGGAAUCUUCAAGUGGCAUAAAGCCUCUCAGGUUGAUGGAAAGAAGUGUUUUCAGUGAUAGAAUGGUUUUUGUUCGUGCUGUCCAUGAAGCCAACUGGAUGAACGAGAUGGAGAUCAGCAUCUAUGACUCCUGGUUUGACCCAGUGGUGUCAUCACUCCCAGGACUUAUUCCAGAUGGUUUUAUUUAUCUAAGAGCUAGUCCCGACACUUGCCACAAAAGAAUGAUGGUUCGGAAAAGAUCUGAAGAGGGUGGUGUUACUCUUGAUUACCUUCGAGGUUUGCAUGAGAAACAUGAGAGCUGGCUGCUUCCUUCCAAAGGACAAGGUCCUGGUGUAUUAUCGGUCAGUCAAGUUCCAGUCCAUAUGGAGGGCUCUUUGCCUCCGGAUAUAAGAGAACGAGUAUUCUACUUAGAAGGAGAUCAUAUGCAUUCUAGUAUCCAGAAGGUUCCUGCUCUGGUCCUCGACUGCGAACAUGACAUUGAUUUUAACAAGGAUAUUGAAGCCAAACGACAAUAUGCCCGACAAGUUGCGGAGUUCUUUGAAUUUGUAAAGAAAAAGAAAGAAGAUCCUUCUGCGGAGUCAAGUGGUGGUGAUAAGAGUACCAACAAACAGAUUAUGCUUCCCCACAGAGGUGGUUUGUGGGUUCCCGAAGGUAACCCUUUACCAGGAUCUGCUCUGAACUCUCUGGAUUUCAGAAGAGCAAUGUCUUCCUUCCUCUCAGCUUAGGGGCCAACAUCCCAUAUGAAAUAGCCAAUUCCUGGCCACCAUAUGUUCCAGUAUUACAAAUUCUGAAUGGUCCAUCGUCACAUCUGCGUCUCAGAUAGCCUUGAACUGACGACCCUGUAAAUGCUGAAGAUUUAUUGAAAUAUAGGUUUCUGUAUAGCGCUAGCCAAUGCUGUACAAUAGUAGUAUCAAACUCGUCCAUGUAAAUGUUCACUCUUCUUCGUCGUCAAUAAAAGGCGUCCCUGUAAAUGAUUAUUUGGCUGCU